AUGCCGCUACUUCCAAUCGACUCCUUCUUGAACGAACCCAUCUUCACCAUCGACGCCUCAACCCUCGCUCCACCAUCACCGAUCUCCCUGCCGCACUCCACCGACCACAACGCUAACCGUCGCCGACCACAACACGCCGACCAGAACGCCGGACUUCAGAUUGCGCUUCCUCUCGGCUGUCGGACCUGAAAAGGCUUGAGUUUGCAGAAAGAUUCAUGGAUAAGGUUUGGAAGAGUUCUUAAGGAGAAAUUUGGGGUUGAGUUGACUCAAAAACAAAUGAAAAUUUCAUAUGACAAUCUGAAAGCCAAAUACACAGGAUGGGUAUAUUUAAAAAACAAAACUGGUAAUAUAUACAAUUCUCAAAGAAACACUUUUAACUUCACAUCCGAGGAGUGGGAUGAUUUUAAGAAGGGGCAUCCGAAGGCUGCUUCAUUGAGAAAAAUUCCAUUACCUUUUCCAGAUCUUUGUGCACGUCUUUUUGAUGGAAAUAGUGCCACUGGUAAUUUUAGGAGUUACUCAACCCAGUCAUCAUCAGUAGCUGGAGCAUCCUCUUGUCGUGUUCCACCACUUCAUAUUACCGCCACCCCUUUUCAUGCAAUAGAUGAUGAGGUGAUGACACUUCCCAUCGUGGGCCACCACCUUUUGCUGCUUCACCUUCAGCUGCUUCACCUUUUGCUGCUUCACCAUAUACUGCUUCACCAUCUGGUAACCCAAACAAAAGGGUUAAACCCUCAACUCCUAUACCUACUAGUGCCUCAUCGUCUGCUUCUUCACCUAAUGGAACUUCUAUUACUACUGACGAUUUAG
Messenger RNA from Lactuca saligna, 807 nucleotides. The record is from the annotation of a GenBank genome assembly. NCBI's taxonomy places the organism in Eukaryota, Viridiplantae, Streptophyta, Magnoliopsida, Asterales, Asteraceae.